Molecule: messenger RNA, 3545 nt
Organism: Paramormyrops kingsleyae
Lineage: Eukaryota; Metazoa; Chordata; Actinopteri; Osteoglossiformes; Mormyridae
Gene: dennd6b
Product: DENN/MADD domain containing 6B
Cellular component (GO): recycling endosome
Molecular function (GO): guanyl-nucleotide exchange factor activity
Source: RefSeq, a predicted model, not a curated record
UUGGAAUACCAUUUUAUUAUGCAAAGUGCAUUAAUAUCGACUGACGAUGAUUUCUAGGUUAACGUGUACAGUUGAAACCCACAAACAAGUUCUUUAUGACAGAGCAUAAAAUGAGACUUUAUAGGUAAUUUUAGAAAAGGUAAACAUACAUUUUUGGUGCUGAAAUAUUCUGUUACAUAUUGUUGAUAUGUUCCCCCAGUGUGACGGGGGAAUUCUGCGCUCAUAUUCUUCUGUUUUUGUUGUCAGUAACAACACUUAAAAACUGAUUUCACUGGUUUAAUUCCUUUGGUUUUUCUGUAUCUGCCCUUUACUGAAGACAGUGAGACAUAUAUUGUGCUCAAAUAUUUUUCUUGUGUGAGGACCAGUCGAUGAGUCGGUAUGUACUGUAUUUGAUGUAUGUACAUUUUCCUUUACUUGGGAGAGCGGCUGUCCCCUCUGUCACAAUCGGGGCAGCGAUCCGCACUCCGGAGCAGUAGGUGGCGCUACACACCACUCAGCUGGGGAUGCAAACUUGCCUCAAGCACCGCCGAAGAAGACAGCAGGAAGCAAUGGCUUGCUAAGCUGUGAUGGACCCGUUGGAAAAUGCCGAACCCCAAGGCUAUAAAUGGGGAAAAGGCACAGACGAUUCGGCUUCUCGCACCGCCUGGGCCCGCUUCUCUUCCUGGCUGGAGUGCGUUUGCGUCGUUACCUUUGAUCUGGAGUUCGGGCAAGCCAUCGAGUUGGUUUAUCCCCAAGAUGUGAAACUUACGGAAAAAGAGAAAACCAGCAUAUGCUAUCUGUCCUUCCCAGAUUCUUACUCGGGGUGCCUUGGAGACACUCAGUUCAGUUUCAGGCUGCGGCAGUCUGUGGGACAGAGGGGCUCUUGGUUUGGAUCAGAGGACACUUACAGCGGGGACGCUCCAGUCACUCUGCAGAGAGACCUGGCGCAUUACUUUGGGUAUGUCUACUUCAGGCAAGUCAAAGACGUCUCCGUCAAAAGAGGGUACUUCCAAAAGUCCCUAGUCUUCAUUUCCCGGCUGCCUUACGUCAGCCUCUUCCAGUCCCUGCUGCAGCUUGUAGCACCAGAGUUUUUUGAGAAGUUGGAGCCUUGUCUUGAAGCAGUUUGCAAUGAGAUUGACCAGUGGCCUGCCCCAGUGCCAGGGGUGACCCUCAACCUGCCAGUGAUGGGAGUGGUGAUGCAGGUCAGGAUCCCAACAAAGAACGACAAGCUGGGAGGGAGCCCCUUGAAGCAGGCACACAAGGAGAAUCUGCUGCCAGCCCCAGUGGUCCUGCCCACAGUGCACGAGCUGGACCUGUUUAGGUGUUUCCAGUCUCUUCUGAUCCACAUCCAGAUGCUUUGGGAACUGGCUUUGCUAGGAGAGCCGCUGGUCGUCAUGGCGCCCUCCCCGACCACCUGCUCGGAAACUGUCCUGGCCCUCGUCAGCUCCAUUGCUCCGCUCAAGUACUGCUGCGACUAUCGUCCGUACUUCACGAUCCACGACAGCGAGUUUAAGGAGUACACCACCAGGACACAAGCGCCGCCCAAUGUCAUCCUGGGGGUAACCAACCCAUUCUUCAUCAAGACCUUCCAGUACUGGCCCCAUGUCAUCCGCCUGGGAGACCUUAAGAUGUCCGGUGACUUGCCAAAGCAAGUGAAGGUAAAGAAGCUGGCCAAGCUGAAAAGCCUGGACACCAAGCCAGGCGUAUACACGGCAUAUAAAACGUUUCUUCACAAAGAUAAGGCCCUCAUUAAAAGGCUCUUAAAGGGCAUCCAGCGAAAGCGCCCUUCCGAGGUACAGUGCGCUAUCCUGAGGCGCCACCUGCUGGAACUCACGCAGAGCUUCAUUAUACCCCUGGAACGUUACCUGGCCAGCCUAAUGCCCCUUCAGAAGUCAGUGACACCAUGGAAGACGCCCCCCCAGAUCCGGCCUUUCAGCCAGGAGGAGUUCAUGAAGACACUGGAGCACGCUGGCCCCCAGCUCACCUCUGUGCUCAAGGGUGACUGGAUGGGCCUGUACAGACGCUUCUUCAGGUCCCCAAACUUUGACGGGUGGUUUCGCCUCAGACACAGAGAGAUGACGCAGAAACUGGAGUGUCUUCACCUGGAAGUCAUCUCUGAAGCUGACCUCGCAGCGUGGAUCCAAGACAAGUCCGAGGUGGAGAUCGUUGACCUUGUGCUGAAGCUGAGGGAGAAGCUGACCAAGGCCCGCCGGCAGCAGCUCCCAGUGAAGGAGGAAGUGCUGCAGAAGCAGGAGAAGCAUGUGGAGACAGUCAUCUGCUCCCUGCCGGAGGACCUGCAGGCCGUUCUGCUUCGCCGCUGACCACUUUCGACCCCCCCCCCAUACACACAUCUCCUCACCACUUCCUAUCAGCUGACAGUCAGUUUUAAUCUUUUAAUCACACCCCACUCCAUUUUAGGUCAGAAAACACACUACGCACCUAAGGUUUCAUGCCUGUAACGCAGCAUGACAUGGAGGAGCACAGAAAGGCCCGAAAACGGCUCUUUCCUAAACUGAGCUGUUCCAGGUUCCACCUUCCUCCGAAGCUCGAGGUGCGACCUGCGACCCUGUCACUAAUUGGUCACGUACCAUGCUCACGCUUGUAAGCCAGUUCCCCUUAAUGCAGCCAGUGUUUAGGAAGGGCCCUGCUUGGCUUAGAAAUAGAUUUAGCAUGAAGUCACACUAGUUAGUCUGAGCAAAAUGUUGCAUCAUUAUUGCAGAUGUUGGAACUUUUGCCUUGUUGUGUAUGUGAGUAUUUUUCUUGGGUUUAUGGAAGCUCCUGCAUUGCUUGGGAUUCAUAAAAACACAAAAACACUUUUAGGUGGAUAGUGGAGAUGCAUUAGGAUUUCAUUAGCAACUGUGAAGGUUGCCUGUUGUAAUAGAUUCAUUAACAUUGAACCAGCUUUCAGAUACACUGUCAAGAUGAGCUCUGCACUGAAUUUAGUAGUAGUUAUUUUUGGUUUAUGAUAUUUAUUUUUUUAUUAUUUGUGAGAAAAAAAGACUUUUAUGCAUGUCUAAAAUGUCUCAGUGCUGUACCCCGAACAUAAACGCUGCACAUGCUUUGAGGAGGCCAUCUUUUGCUGGACCUCAUCUGCUGGUGCUGCCAGGCCGAGCUCACAGCCUGUCCCUAACUCCUGUCACCAUGCCUCUCCUGUGACACUGGAGCAAACGGCUGGCCCUUGUAAUGUCCCCCCUCCCCAAUACACAGGUGCAGUGUCCAGUUGGGCCCACAGCAGCUCUGAGCUGGUACUGAGAGCCUGAAAAGCCGACCCGUGCAUCUACAGCAGGCUGAUGUGCAUUAACAUGUAAUAUGAUGCAGGAGUGUGGCAUUCUGGGAUGUCAGCGCUGCUCCAGGUGCUGAACCUUCUGACAAAGGUGACCUGAGCUGGACAACUGAUCCUGAGUCAGUGAUUACAUUUAUUAUUAUUUAUCAUUGAUGGUACUUAAUCAUCUUCAGUCCUCGUUUAGGUGUAUGAACUGGCUUAUUUAUUUAUUGCAUCACUACACUCUCACUAUUGAUACCGACAAAUCUGAACAGGUUCCUAAUAAAACAGAAAAGCAAUGUGA